GAAACCGGGUGCACAUUCAAGUAUUGGCGCGCUGUUCUUCUCAGCCUUUGGCGCCACAGACAUAAUUCUCAAGUCACUGUCAGCUGCAGUUGUGUGUGGUUGUCUUCCUUGUGGGAUAUUCCGUAAAGUUGUGUUUUUGUAGCGAAAUUAACUUUUUACAGCCAUGACAAAACUCACAGAGGGUGCGAUAGAGGCUCUUGCAAAUGGCACGGCUACCAGCGAUGCAGUGCUUCAGUUAGUGAAUAUUCGCAGGAUUGAGGGAGGAAGUGGGCCUCCUCGGUUCCGAGUGAUGAUGAGCGAUGGACAGCACACCCUGUCAUCCUUCAUGCUAUCCACUCAACUGAACUGCAUGGCUGAGGAGAACCGGUUGGUUCCAAAUUGCAUCUGUAUUCUCAAGAAACACGUGACCAAUAUUUUGAAGGAUGGACGGCGAGUGGUAAUCAUUCUGGAAAUUGAUGUCAUCAAACCUGCUAGAGAGGUUGCAGGUAAAAUAGGAGAGCCUACACCCUUUGUUGAAGGUCAGAGUAAAGGCCCACAGCCUCUCCGAGUUCCAGAAACCAGAGCUCCACUGCAACAACAAAAUAAAAAUGAAGUCUCUCCUGUUUGCAAGUCCCAAGUCAGCAGUGUGAACAGAGGUUUGAACAGAGACUUUGGGAAGAAGCCUCCAUCUGCUGCACUCAGUACCCCGGGGGGCAGCUCCAAAGUUGUGCCGAUUGCCAGCCUCAACCCCUAUCAGUCCAAGUGGACGAUUCGUGCCCGUGUGACCAACAAGAGCUCCAUUCGCACAUGGAGCAACUCUCGUGGUGAUGGCAAGCUCUUCUCCAUGGAGAUUGUAGAUGAGAGUGGAGAAAUCCGAGUCACUGGUUUUAACCAAGAGGUGGACAAAUUCUACAGUCUGAUUGAGGUUGGCAAGGUCUACUACAUCUCCAAGGGCUCCCUGAAGAUUGCCAACAAGCAGUACUCGUCAUUAAAAAAUGACUAUGAGAUGACGCUCAACGGAGAGUCCACCAUCAUCCCCUGUGAGGAUAGCUGUGAUGUUCCAAUGGUGCAAUGUGACUUUGUCUCUAUUGGAGAGUUGGAGAACAGAGAUAAAGAUGCCAUUGUUGAUGUAAUUGGAGUGUGCAAGAGUGUAGACGAGGUGACUCGCCUCACAACCAAGUCCAACCGUGAAGUAUCUAAGAGAACACUUCAUCUGAUGGACAUGUCUGGGAAGUUGGUGACUGUCACGCUGUGGGGAGAAGAAGCAGAAAGGUUUGAUGGCGUAGGGCAGCCCAUUGUAGCCAUUAAGGGUGCAAAGGUCUCAGACUUUGGAGGCCGGUCACUUUCUGCAUCCUUCAGCAGCACCCUGAUGAUCAACCCUGAUAUCCCUGAGGCAUACAAGCUCAGGGGCUGGUAUGACCAGGAAGGCCACGCUAUUGAUGGACAGUCCCUGACGGAAGUGAAAGGUGGCAGUGGAGGAAGCACCAACUGGAAAACUCUGUCUGACGUUAAAACCGAGCAUCUGGGACAUGGAGACAAGGCGGAUUACUACACCUGCAUAGCUACCAUAGUGUAUCUGCGCAAAGAAAAUUGCCUCUAUCAGGCGUGCCCAAGCCAAGACUGCAACAAAAAAGUGGUUGACCAACAGAAUGGCAUGUUCCGCUGUGAGAAGUGUGAUAAAGAGUUUCCCAACUUCAAGUACCGCCUCAUCCUUUCUGCCAACAUUGCAGAUUAUGGGGACAACCAGUGGGUGACUUGCUUCCAGGAGAGUGCAGAGGCCAUCCUGGGCCAGAAUGCAGCUUACCUUGGGCAGCUCAAGGAUUCGAAUGAAUCUGCGUUUGAUGAGGUCUUCCAGCAAGCCAACUUCAACACUUUUGUCUUCCGCAGCAGAGUGAAGCUGGAAACGUAUAAUGAUGAAUCCAGGAUUAAGGCCACAGUGAUGGAGGUGAAGCCUGUCGACCACAGGGACUACUGCAAGAGGCUGAUCAUGAACAUACGGAAACUGGCUGCCCAGUAAGAACCUGGGACCUAAAGCGAGUGUUUUUGUUUUUUCUUAUGUAUUCCUUAUUUUUGUACAACCAACAGCUCCAAGUGUAGUAAUGAGUUUUAGUUCUGGUAAAUGAAUUCCAGUCAACUGCUUACUUUAUGAAAUGUUUGGUGGCCUGAUGUUUUCUUUUGUGUGUGUAUAUAUAUGAGGAGUGUUUCCCCUCUUUUUUUUUUUUUUUUUUUUUUUUGUGUGGAAGCAGAGCAGAGUGGGUCAGUAAGCCAUAAAAGAAAUCAUCAGCGUGUGUGUGUCUUAAGUCAACUUUUGGUGCAUAUGUUGUGGUCUUGUGGGGGUGGUGGCUGCCUUUUAAGCAGAAGACCGGAGCUGUCGCUGACGCUCUUCACCCUCUGACGCACUUUCAAAAUGCCUGAGCUGGACCUGCACAUCCCUGAUAAGGUUUACUCUCCCACUCUUUGGAUUCAUCUCUCACAUACUUGCAAACAUCAGCGCAUGAACAGUGUGAACCAAAUGGGAAAAGCACUGUAUUAUAGUUCAGUAGAUAUUGGUGUUUGCUUGUAUUAUAAAUCUUGUGGUUCUGUUUGUUUGUUAUAAUUAUCUGUAAGAAUAAAGACAUUUGUGGUCAA
This is a messenger RNA of Melanotaenia boesemani (Boeseman's rainbowfish), 2607 nucleotides long. RefSeq names its product replication protein A1 (gene rpa1). The record is from RefSeq and is a predicted model, not a curated record. Bases 164 to 1996 code for a protein of 610 amino acids. Gene Ontology annotation, molecular function: single-stranded telomeric DNA binding; damaged DNA binding. Gene Ontology annotation, cellular component: DNA replication factor A complex; nucleus. Lineage: Eukaryota; Metazoa; Chordata; Actinopteri; Atheriniformes; Melanotaeniidae. The transcript is spliced from 18 exons. Gene Ontology annotation, biological process: nucleotide-excision repair; double-strand break repair via homologous recombination; telomere maintenance via telomerase.